This is a messenger RNA of Blepharisma stoltei, 733 nucleotides long. The record is from the annotation of a GenBank genome assembly. NCBI's taxonomy places the organism in Eukaryota, Ciliophora, Heterotrichea, Heterotrichida, Blepharismidae.
AUGGCUGAAGCAAAAACCGAAAAAUCUCAAAAUUCAAGUCAUAAGCUAUGAAAAAUUGAAAAAGAAAAAUCAAUCAAGAAUUCGAUUUUUGAGUUUUAUUGGCAGCUCUUCAAUAUUAACGACAAUCAAGUAAAUUCUGUUGUAAGUCAACAAAUUUUAGUAGCGAUAGAGGCUACAAUAUGAUGCCUUCAAACUAUAAGCCUAUUAUGAGUUCCUGAUAUGCCAAUUGCUAAUUGAAACAAUAAUAAUACUAUAUGAGAAGUUAUUGGAUUCUCCAAAUUUGAUAGUAUUUGCUCAGAAUUAGGAAUGAUUGAUGAAUGUUUUUAUUUAUUGUUUAUAUUUACUUAUGCUAGCUUUAUAAGUACGAUCAUAUUGGUUAUCUUUAUUUAUUAUUCUUACAGAAUCCCAGCUCAAGUCAUCAAAAUUUUUUAUUAUAUUUUUUAUUUAUGGAAAACUUUUUUUAUUAUUCCAUUUAUUGAAAUAUUUUGAGAGAAAAAAAUUUCUGAAUAUGAAAACGGCAAGCGAUUAUCUGAUUUUUAAUAUAAAUUAAUAUGGCAGAGACAGCCAUCAGACCUUUUGGAGCCACUUAUCAACAUAUGCAAGGAGCACCCAGCUGGAAAACUAAUAUUGAAGAAUUAACUUCCAAAAAUUUCAUUUUUUCAACUCUUUGCUAUUGCCAUCUUUAUUUAAAAUAUUAAAACGAAUUCAACUUGGAGCAUCUUGGUGGAAUUAG